Molecule: messenger RNA, 1152 nt
Organism: Stylophora pistillata
Lineage: Eukaryota; Metazoa; Cnidaria; Anthozoa; Scleractinia; Pocilloporidae
Product: nucleoside diphosphate kinase B
Biological process (GO): GTP biosynthetic process; CTP biosynthetic process; UTP biosynthetic process
Molecular function (GO): nucleoside diphosphate kinase activity
Source: RefSeq, a predicted model, not a curated record
CUGCUAAGAAGAUCUUUUUCCUCGUGGUGUACGGAUAACAUGGCGUUUCGCAGUCGAACCAGCGUUUUGUUACGUUCUUCUCUCAGCGCCUUUAGAGCAGCUGCAGUUAGGAGAACUUUCACCUCUCAUUCUAAGGAAAGCGGGUCCUAUUUUAAAUUCGCUGGACCUGUUCUGAUCGGUGCUUCGGCUGCUACUGCGGGACUAUUUGCUGCGAAUCAAUUGUACAGGAAAAAGUUUACGCUCUUUGGAAAUGUUUACGCAGCAACAAAGGUUGAAGGCCAAGGUAAAUCAGAAAGAACCUUUAUCAUGGUUAAACCUGAUGGAGUCCAGCGUGGUUUGAUAGGAGAAAUCAUUAAACGCUUUGAACAGAAAGGAUUCAAAUUAGUAGCCAUGAAAUUUAUGCGGGCGAAUGAAUCCCUUCUGAAGGAACAUUAUGCAGACCUCAGCCAUCUGCCAUUUUUUCCAGGCCUGGUAAAACAUAUGUCCAAUGGACCAGUGGUGGCCAUGGUUUGGGAAGGUCUCAAUGUUGUGAAGACAGGACGGCCUAUGCUUGGAGAAACAGACCCAGCAAAUUCUUUGCCAGGAACAAUCCGUGGAGACUUUUGUAUCCAGAUUGGAAGAAAUAUGUCGAAGGGCGAGCGAACCUUCCUUAUGCUCAAACCAGAUGCUGUUCACAGAGGACUGAUAGCAGAUAUCAUAAAAAGAUUUGAACAGAAAGGGUUCAAAUUAGUCGCCAUGAAAUUCGUGAAGGCAAGUGAAGAACUCCUUAAAAAACAUUACGAAGAGCUGGCACAGAAACCAUUCUUUAAUGGCCUUGUGAAAUAUAUGGGAUCAGGCCCUGUCGUGGCAAUGGUCUGGGAAGGACUAGGUGCUGUUGCAACAUGUAGAGCCAUUCUUGGAGAAACAGAUCCAGCAAAAUCUAAGCCAGGCACAGUGAGAGGGGAUUUUUCCAUUCACAUUGGCAGGAACAUCUGCCAUGGCAGUGACUCAGUGGAUACAGCAAACAGGGAAAUAAAGCUGUGGUUUAAAGAUGAAGAACUUGUUGAGUGGGAGCCAGAAAUGGCAAAAUGGAUUUAUGAAUAAAUAAGUCUCAACAGUUAGGUGAAAAGUUGAACAUUCACCUUAAAUAAAGAUUCAUUGUUCCUAAUGGUA